CCUGCCUUUUUUUGAAAGGACCGAAGUGGAGUGUGUGCUGUGCGUGGUGCCUUCAGCUCAGCGUCUGCAAAUUACAAUCUCCACAUCUCUUUCUGUUUUCCUCAACUCACACCCAUAUCUUGCUUGUCCCGGAAAACAUUUUCUUGGGUAGCAUCAUUUCCAAACACCACCUCAUCACUUCUGAAAUUAAUGUUUCUGAAGUCUGACAAAAGAUUCUGCACCGCUGGGCAAAACCCAGAGCAUAACUGCCUCUUUAUGAAAUAGUCAGGGUGAGAUUCAUGCUUUCUUCUUCACCAUAAAUGGCCAACACUGUGCGUUCGUUCUAGUUCCUUAUGGCGGUCGAGUGAAUUCAUGCAAUUUGAGUUCCUUUUUCCUUGAUCAGAAAAUGGAGAGCUUCUGGGUUUUCUUCUGUUUCUUGUUUUCUGUAAUCAUUUUCCCAGUUUCCAUGGGGCAACUGACUCCGACAGAAGGUCGAAUUCUUCUCCAAGUUCAGCAACUUCUCGAGUACCCAGAAGCUCUUCAAGGCUGGAACAACUGGACUAGCUUCUGCUAUCUUCCUCACUCGCCCUCUCUCAAGAUCGUCUGUACAGAUAAUCGAGUCACUGAAUUAACUAUCAUCGGAAACAAAAGCUCGCCUUCUGUUUCCGGGGACUUGAAGGUAUCUCAGCAGACACUGUCCGAGAAAUUCUCCAUUGAUGCUUUCUUCACAGUUCUAACCAAGCUCUCACACGUCAAAGUGCUGUCACUAGUGUCCUUGGGAAUGUGGGGUCACUUGCCACCAAAGGUCAAUAGGUUCCAAGCACUGGAAGUGCUGAAUAUCAGUUCAAAUUUCAUCUAUGGAGAGCUUCCCCGGACAAUCUCAACUUUUGUAAGUCUUAGGAGUAUUGUGCUGGCUGAUAAUUUGUUGAAUGGGAGCGUUCCGGAUCUUAGAAGCUUGCUUCUUCUUGAAGAACUCAACCUGGGUGACAAUCGCUUUGGACCUGAAUUUCCUUCUCUGGGAACCAGUUUGGUUAGUGUGGUACUGAAGAACAAUUCUCUAAGAUCUGUUAUUCCUUUAGGACUCAUGAAUUUUGAUAGGCUUCAGCAAUUCGAUAUCUCUUCCAACAAAUUUGUGGGACCGAUCCCGUCUUCCAUAUUUUAUCUGCCUUCAAUUCAGUACCUCAAUUUGGCCAAAAAUCAAUUCACGGGGGCCUUUCAAACAAAUAUAUCCUGCAGUGGUAACCUCAGAUUUGUGGAUAUUUCGCACAACCAUUUGAUAGGAAAGUUGCCCUCCUGCGUUGGAUCAAAUUCUUCGAAUUUGACUGUUAUCAGUUCUUGGAACUGUUUAUCUGGUGGAAACUUGGGUUAUCAGCUUCCCAAUUCAGCCUGCCGAAAAGAAGCAUUGGCUGUUAAGCCUCCAACAAGAAAUGAUGCGCAGAAGUCCAGCAGCAAACUAGGCCUGAUACUUGGUGUGGUGGCAGGCAUUGUGGGGGUUCUGGUGGUUCUGGGGCUGUUGGCUUUGGCCAUUUUCAGAAAAUCACGACCAAAUAAAUCUGAAACAGAUAUAUUUAAUCAAGGAUCGGUUGCUUAUAAGUCUCCUCUUCACAGCUCCUCCAAACCAAUCAGCGAAGCAAGACAUGUGCCCACCACAAUGGGGUUCGGCACACUGGGGCUCCCACCGUAUCAUGUUUUCACUUUGGAAGAAAUGGAAGACGCAACAAACAACUUCGAUCCAUCUAAUUUGAUAGCAGAGGGAUCUCAAGGACAGUCCUACAAAGGGUGGCUCAGAGAUGGCUCAGAAGUCCUUGUGAAAUGUCUGAAAUUGAAGCACAAGCAUUCACCUCAAAGCUUGCCACAGCAAAUGGAAGCAGUAACAAAACUGAGGCAUCAACAUUUGGUCAGCGUUCUUGGACACUGUAUUGUCACAUACCAGGAACAUCCCAAUACCGCUAGCACGGUCUUCAUCGUCGUUGAACAUGUUGCAAACGGGUCGCUCAGGGAUCAUCUUACUGACCGGAGGAGAAGAGAGAUACUGAAAUGGCCGCAGAGAUUGGGAAUCUCCAUUGGCAUUGCAAGGGGAAUCCAGUUCUUGCACACUGGAAAUGCACCAGGCAUUUUUGGGAACAAUUUGAAGAUUGAGAAUGUGCUGUUGAAUGAGAAGCUUACUACAAAGAUUAGUAACUACAAUAUUCCCUUGCGAUUUAAGGUGGGUUCAGAAAGCCCUCUCAAUGGACCAAAGUUCCGCAGUGAUCUCCAAGGUGCCCAAGAGGCGGAAAGGGAUGAUAUUUAUCAGUUGGGUGUUAUUCUGCUUGAAAUCAUCACUGGAAAGCAAGUAACAAGCGAGAGUGAAUUGGAUGAGUUGAAACUCCAGCUGGAAAGGGGCUUAACGGAAGCGGCAUCAAAACUCCGGGCAUUAACAGACCCCUCAAUUCGUGGUACCUUCGCUUAUGAAUCAUUGACAAACACUGUCCAAAUCACCCUCAACUGUCUCUCCAAGGAUUCCAGGAAGCGCCCAUCAAUAGCAGAUGUCCUUUGGAACUUGCAGUACUCCAUUCAAGUUCAGGAAGGAUGGGCAAGCAGUGAAGGCCUUAGCACCCAGCCGUAAUGCUAGGAGAGACUGUUAAAGUCUGCCAAAUGCCUGCAUUUUGUUUUUUUUGUAUUAUUUUUUUUUCCUUUUCCCAGUUGAAUAAGUGUUGACUAAAACCUGUACCCUAUAGCUUCUAUGUAAAUCAAUUCCCAAUCCCAACCAUAAAGUCUCUACUAUUCUCAA
This is a messenger RNA of Vitis riparia (riverbank grape), 2749 nucleotides long. Its product is annotated as probable LRR receptor-like serine/threonine-protein kinase At1g14390. The coding region runs from base 386 to 2584 and encodes 732 amino acids. Gene Ontology annotation, molecular function: ATP binding; protein kinase activity; protein binding. NCBI's taxonomy places the organism in Eukaryota, Viridiplantae, Streptophyta, Magnoliopsida, Vitales, Vitaceae. The transcript has 7 exons. The record is from RefSeq and is a predicted model, not a curated record. Gene Ontology annotation, cellular component: membrane. Gene Ontology annotation, biological process: protein phosphorylation.